AGCUCCUGCUCCUCUCCAAAGUCCAAAUGAUGCCAUCCUCACCAGUUACUUAACCAAUCCUUAACCUUAAUAACGGUUAUAAAAAAUUGUUCGUUCAAACAGUCGGGUAGGUUUAUCUAUCGUACGCCUGUGCUGCAGAAGUCCAGACUAGCAAUGGGCAUGGAGCAAGGCGGAUCUGCAGAAGCUGCAGAGACAGGCAAACUGCAGUGCAGAGGCGGUGGUGGGCACCCACCGCCACGCUGGCCGCACCUCGUCUUCGUCUUCCUCCCCCACCCAGCUCAGCGACACCCUUAAACCACGCCAAAAACCAGCUUGCGAUUCCCCCUCCUACUAAUUCCCACGCCUCGGCCUCCCCUCUCCUGUCCUGCCUCGAACGGAUCCCCAACCACUCCUCCCCGCACCCGCCCGUCCCCCUCUCUUCCAGCCAUGGAGGAGGGCUUCGCGCGCGCGGUGGAGGACGGCCUCAAGCUUACCAAGCGCCUCGUCCAGUCCGACGGCAGCGUGCUCCCCCCGCCGCGCCCGCUCGCGGGGAUGGAGAGGGACCCCGCCGCGACCGGGCCGCUGCAGCACCUGCUGCCGGCGGCGCCGAUGGCGUACGCGGUCGUCGUGGACCCCGGCGCCGUCGACAACCCCGACGUGCCCAGCUACCAGCCGCACGUCUACGGCUGCCUCGACCCGCCCGCGCUCAUCCCGCUCCAGAUGCGGGAGGUCGACCUCCGGGUCGACUGCGCAGCGGUGUGCGCCGAGGUCACCGUGCGCGCGCGCUGGUGGGUGCACUGCCUCACGCGCAGCCGCGCCUGCGACUGCCGCAUCGUCGUGCCCAUGGGCCACCAGGGUUCAAUCCUAGGCGCUGAGGUCACUGUUGGGAAAAGAUCAUACAAUACUCAUAUAAUUGAUAUAGAGGAUAACAGCGCGGCGAAGAUUGCAAAGCCUGAGAGUGGGGGUCUGUUAAAACAAGAGUUGUUUUCCUUGACAAUACAACAGGUUGGAGGUGGAGAAGACAUUUUUGCCACAAUUAGAUGGUCACAGAAGUUGCUAUAUGACAACGGACAGUUUUCUGUUGAAAUACCUUUUCGCUUCCCGCAGUUUGUGAACCCUUUGCCAAAAUUUUUCAUGAAAAAGGAGAAAAUACAGUUGACUGUGAAUAGUGGUGUCAGUAAAGAGGUUUUAUUGCAGGGGACAAGCCAUCCCUUGAAGGAAAGAAGUCGGCAAGGUGAGAAAUUGUCCUUCCUUCAUGAAGCAGUUGUUGAGAACUGGUCAAGCAAAGAUUUUACCUUCGCAUAUAGUGUUUACUCAGGUGAUUUGUCUGGUGGGGUUCUUGUGCAGCCCUCAACAUUGCGUGACUAUGAUGAUAGAGACAUGUUCUGCAUUUUUCUUUUACCUGGAAAUAAUGAGAAAAGAAAGGUUUUCAGAAAGGCAGUUGUUUUUAUUAUUGACACAAGUGGAAGCAUGCAAGGAAAGCCUCUUGAGAAUGUUAAGAAUGGCAUAUCCACUGCUCUCUCUGAUCUUGUGCAAGGAGAUUACUUCAACAUAAUAACAUUCAAUGAUGAGCUUCGCUCGUUCUCAUCAUGUUUGGAGAAAGUCAAUGAAAAAGCAAUAGAAAAUGCUAUCAAAUGGAUGAACUUAAAUUUUGUCGCUCAGGGUGGCACUGACAUCAUGCAUCCUUUGAGUGAGGCAAUGGCUUUGUUGUCAAACUCUCAUGAUGCUCUUCCACAAAUCUAUCUUGUUACCGAUGGCUCAGUUGACAAUGAACGCAAUAUCUGUCAUACUGUGAAAACUCAGCUCAUGAGUAGAGGGUCUAAAUCUCCACGGAUUUCUACUUUUGGACUAGGUUCAUAUUGCAACCACUAUUUCUUGAGGAUGUUGGCAUCAAUUGGUAAGGGUCACUACGAUGCUGCAUUUGAUACAGGAUCAAUUGAGGGUCGAAUGCUUCAAUGGUUCCAGAAAGCGUCAAGCACAAUAGUGACAAAUAUUUCCAUUGAUGCAGUGAAGCAUAUUCAAGAAUUUGAAGUGGAUUCUGAAUAUAUUCCAGAUAUUUCUGCAAAAUAUCCAAUGUGUGUGUCUGGAAGGUACCAUGGCAAGCUUCCGGAGACACUUACCGCCAAGGGUCUCUUGGCUGACAUGAGUGAAAUAUCCAUUGAAUUGCAAGUCCAACAUAUAAAGGAUAUACCUCUUGACAAAAUGUUGGCAAGGCAACAGAUGGAUCUUCUCACAGCAAAAGCAUGGCUUUCUGAAAACAAGCAGCUCGAAAGAAAGGCUGUGAAAUUAAGCAUACAAAAUAGCAUUCCUUCCGAGUACACACGCAUGGUCCUACUUCAAACCAGCUUGGACAAAAUAGAUCCAGCACAACAGGCAAAGAAGAAACCAACAAAACAAAGCAGCCCAGAUGAACUAUCAGCGGCACCGCUUCACGGCUUAACUCUUGGAUUUGGUGAUGUCGCGGCGACAAGGGAGAAUCUGAUAACAGGAUUUGGAGACAUUAAAGCACGAGAGAAGUUUGAGAUAUUCCAGACGGCUGCCGGGUGCUGCAGCCGCAUGGCCGACUGCUGCUGCUGCAUGUGUUUCAUCAACGUGUGCAGCAAGAUGAACGAUCAGUGCGCCAUUGUCCUGACGCAGGCCUGCACUGCCCUCGCAUGCCUUGGAUGCUUCGAGUGCUGCUCGGCAUUGUGCUGCGGCCGGGCGGACUGACAGCAGCAAAAUCGCCGUGAUUGUGUUGUACGGUAAUGUGAAUAGCGCUAUUACUGUAUAGGGUGGACAUCAUAUGUUUAUCUGUGUAUAAACCAAAAAUCAGGUGCAGUGUCCACGUAAUUCUAACCCGCUGUAUUUAAAGACAAGCGACGGCUCAAUCCCACAAGAGAGAGGAGUACAUAAACCAUGUACACGUUUGUGCAUUGCUUCAGGUCCUAGAGUGAACCACUCACAACGAGGAUGGUUACACUUCACUAUCCAUAUCUACUCUUUUGAUUUC
Phragmites australis (common reed) is the source of this 2968-nucleotide messenger RNA. RefSeq lists its product as uncharacterized. The transcript has 13 exons. NCBI's taxonomy places the organism in Eukaryota, Viridiplantae, Streptophyta, Magnoliopsida, Poales, Poaceae. The record is from RefSeq and is a predicted model, not a curated record. The coding region runs from base 427 to 2688 and encodes 753 amino acids.